AUGAUGACCUCAUCUAGACCCCGCGCCGAUGUUGGUGGCAGCUUUGCGAGUCGACGCGGUCAUGCUAGCCAGCUGUCAAUUUCAGACCCUAGUCACCAUGUGACUGAGACUAUUGGGACUCUUUAUGGGGACGAGGACGAUUAUUCUAGCGAAAGUCGCCCUACGAGUUUCUUCGGCCAAGCCUAUUCAGACGAGACACAAAAGCAGGCCGAGUCCGAUCCUUCUGCUCAAGACCCUCGCGGCCAAGUGAUACGCUCGACUUCGGAUAAGACGGGCCUAGCUGUGGCACCAAACGGUACGCCGACGCUGAAAAAGUCACACACACUGCCUACGCGCUCGCCAAGUCAGCGAAGCGUUAACUUUGAUAAUGGCCCCAAGUCGCCUCCCCUCUCCUUGCGGGACGUGAAAAACGAGUCGUCGCAGUUUCCCUUGGGCAACAUCGAAAAUCCGAACGACAUUGCUCAGGAACUCAGUAACUUGCAGGCCCUGAGGCGCAUGUCCAUGGAUGUGGGCAAUAAUGCCGAUCCUGAUAUGCUGCCUUUUUCAGGCCUUUCCCUCAUGGCCAUGCCCCCCAUUGCUCCCAAGGGAGAUGACGACGAGAACGACCCGUCGAGAUUGCUGUGGGUUCCCGCAGCCGUUCAUCCGGAGCUUGCACCAACAGAGUUCAAGAACUUUUUGGAAACACGAGUGAACACAAUCAAACGUCGAUCAGGGGAAUCCUUCAUUUCCAGCGAUGGCAGUAUCGACCGGAGCGACUCCGGCGGGGGGCUGAGACGGAAGAAGAGCAUGCUCUCCAGACAAAUCGACCCGCUAGGCACAAGAGGAGGAGAUGGCUACAUAGACGGUGCCGAGAGGCUCUCGCGGAAAAGCUCUCUAAGGCAGUACUCGACCCCAGAGCUGGACCUAGGCGAACUUGUGAAGGACCCUUCCAAGGUGGUACAGAAGCUUUCGAAGGAAACUCAACCGGAGAGCGGCGCUGAGGAUAUGCCUAUUUUGCCGGUGGCUCCGGGCAUGGGACUUCGGCGUUCGACGCGGACAACGUACCGAAAGAACGGAAGUGUGCGAUCGGGAGACCGUUUACCAUUCUCGAAACGAGUUGCAAGCCGCCAUGUUCAUACGGAUUCUUCUGAUUCGGCGGACACAGUACCUCCCUUACCCACUGAAGUGCCCAAGGCUCCUGCGCAUGCUCCUGUGGCGUCAGAGCCUAUAGCUGAGAACUUCUCACGACCUAAUCGAUCAGUCCGAAGACAACAGAAGUUUUCUCAAGACAUGGGCGUUUCGCAAGCUGGGUCCGAUGGUGGUUCAUCUGAAGUUGAGGAACCGGUAUCUCCCACUAGCACGCGUUCCGAGCAGGCGCAGCAACAUCCUGCGAGAACGUCCUCGGCUUCGGCAGACGCCAGACAAAGUGUUCCUUCCAUCGUUGAAUCGCCCACAACUGAGGAAAGUGUGCAACGCCAACAAUACCCCCAACGUUCUUCCUCCUCGCAGCACGCAGGGCCCCAGAUUAAUACCCAGUCUGCCGUGGAGGAACCUCCGGCUCGUUCGAAUUUGCGACCUGGUUCGUCUCAUUCGGUGCAGAGCUCUCACUCGAUGCAAAGCCCUACAACGCCUACUAUGCAGCAGCCGCCACCACAGCAGCAAGCAAAGCAGCAAUCAAAUGCUCCUAGUCACGGCCUGAACGACUUGUCUUCCCAUCCGUCUGCCUUGCCUGGUAGUGGUGCUAAUCGUACUGACACCUUGACUUUUAUUCCUACUCUACCUACAGAGGAGAAGAAGUCGGAAGAGAAACGAACCGAACAAAAGAAGCUUCGGAAAGAAAGGGAUGAUGAUGCCGCGAGUGUUUCCUCAACAAAGUCCUCUGGUGGUUGGUCGAAAUGGCUCAAGGGAGGCAGCGAUGACAAGGACAAAAAGAAGAAGGACGAGGAGAAGAAAAAGAAGAACUAUGGCGACAAGUCACAGGACAACGCACGGCUGGACGUUCUGCAGAAUUCGAUCGAGGGCGUCAAGGGAAGAGAGAGCAUCGUCGUGGACCGCGACAAUGUCGACAACAAGCUCGCAGAAGAGCGUAAGAAGGAGAGCCGAAAGACAGAGGCAAAGAAAGAGAAGGAAGGAGGCCUAUUUUCAGGCCUAUUCGGCGGCGGCAAGAAGAAGAGCGAGAAGGAAAGUAACAACAAGAAGGGCCACUUGCGUGUAUCAGAAGAGGUACCCUACAGGCCUCUUAAGCCUGAUGUCGACUACCACUGGACCAGAUUUCCGCUGCUCGAGGAACGCGCGAUUUACCGGAUGGCUCACAUUAAGCUCGCAAACCCGCGUCGGUCAUUGCUUAGCCAAGUGCUACUGAGCAACUUCAUGUAUAAUUACCUUGCCAUCGUUCAGGCGAUGCAUCCCCAGAUGCAGGUCCCGCAAUCGCCACAGCAGCGACGCUUGGAAGAGGAGCGCCGUCGCAAGGAACAGGAGGAGCAGUUCUUGGCACAGCAACAGAUGCAGCAGGCUCAAGAAUCAGGGGACCAGGAAGCCAUGGGCCAGUACAACUUUGAGUACCAUCGCGUGAGUUCAUCCAAGCAUGUUGGUCACUGGCGGGUUCACACUGACAUACAGAAGGGCGAGAGCCAAUACGGAGACCAUCCCCACAAUGAAGUGGACUACGUGGAUGAUGCUCAGAUCUACGAGUAUGACCAUGGUGGGGACAUGGAUCAACAAGGACGCGAUGGCUACAAUGGCCCUGACGGCUACGAACCUCAGCCUGGCAAACAGUACUACCACGACCAGUAUGGGCGGGACGCUAGCGAUGACAGUAGACGCCGUGAUGGACGAGAUGACAUGUGGUAG
Molecule: messenger RNA, 2829 nt
Organism: Colletotrichum truncatum
Lineage: Eukaryota; Fungi; Ascomycota; Sordariomycetes; Glomerellales; Glomerellaceae
Product: telomere silencing protein
Biological process (GO): establishment of cell polarity; positive regulation of G2/M transition of mitotic cell cycle
Cellular component (GO): cell septum; cytoplasm
Source: RefSeq, a predicted model, not a curated record